AAGAAGAGGAGAGAAGAGGAGGAGGAGGAGAGGCAGCCAUUUAAUAUCUUCCAUCGUUGUUUCUUUUCUCUCUUCUUGUGUUCCUGAGUUUUUACAUUUUUUUUUAUUUUCAUGUUUUCUCUAUUUUUUUUCCUUCCAGCAAUCUCCUUCCGACUCAUUUCUUUUCUCUCAUUUUCCCGAUUUUUUCCCUCUCUUUGUUGCCCAUUCUCUCCAUCCUUCCCUCCUUCCCUUUUCAUCCCAUUCAGCGUUCUCUUAUUUUUUUCAUACUGUUUCUCUCUUUUAUUCCAUUCACUUAACAUUUCUCUUCCCUCUCCUUCCUCCCUUUCCCUCCUAUUUUCCGCCUCGUUACCUCUCCCUUCCCUCCCUCUCUCUGUUAUUACUUCCCUUCUUCAUCUCUUCCCUCCUUCAUCCUCUCCUCUUUCAAUCUGUUAUCUCUGUAUCUCUCUUCCUUCAUCUUUUCUUCUAACGAACGAUUGAACUAAUGGAUGAGUGAAGGAAAGAAGGAGUGAAGGACGGAAGGAAGGAAGGAAGGGCAGGAAGGCAGCAUCCCGGCGUCUUCCUGGUGGGUGUAGGAUGACAAGGAUCGCUGAGGACAAGGGCUCCCCCCCGCGUUCCUUCCCCUCCCCCCCGCGUUCCUUCCCCUCCCCAACCGCCAGCAGGGAGCCACACUCAGGUAUCUUAAUCACGCCACUAAAUACACCUUAUCUCGCCUUAAUGCAGCGCCUGAGCCUGGCCGCGGCGAGAACAAAACUGCUGAGCCUCAUGCACACCCGUGACUCAUCUCCCUCCCCCCCUCCCCAUCCCGCGGGCCAAGGAGCAUCACGGCACGCGGCACUUGUAAUCUGAGUGCCUGUGUUCAGUGCCGCCUCGCUGGUCGUUCCCCGGGGUAUGUGUCGGGGUAAGCGGGCACUGCAGGCUGGCCAUGGGGCGAGGGGGGGGCCGCGUCACACCCGUCGCCCCGUCACAGCCGCCUGACGAGGACCAGGGGGGCAGACGAGUCAUAUUGAGCCGGGUGUCGGCGGCGGCUGGCUCAGUGUUGGCCCAGCCGGCGGUGUCAGCAGUCGCGCCUCGCCGACGUCCGACGCACGCUCCUGCAACUUUGUCUGAGAGUCUUCGCGUCCCGCACCGAGGAGGCGACCCGCGCCCGCCUGGCGUGUGUGGCGGCGCCCGGCCCUUGCUGCCCCUGCCCCCGCCCCUGCUGCUGCCCCUUCUGCUACCCUUGCUUGUUCCUGCUCCCGCUGUUCCUCCUGUUGGUCCUGGGGCACACGGACACAAUGACUGUUGGAGUGGCCGAGGCGCGAGGCGGCGGUCGUGUGGCGUUGUGGCGCCCGUGCCUGUGGGUCGUGGCCGCAUAGACGGUGCUCGGGUGUGUGGAAGGGUGUUGCCGCACCCUAGCGAGUGUUUUGUGGCCCACGUGCGGACAGGCCCUCCGAGGCUUCCCUAGGCAGGCCACGCAGGGCAUUAGCCUCAUCCUCGUCCUCCUUUUCCCUCCCGGCAAGGCUUCCUCCGGCACAGAGCAGCAGCAAGAAGGAUGAGUGACCAGCGGAAAGUGCUCAGGUGUCUGCUGCUGCUCCUCUCCGCGACAGGAUCGGCGGUGGGUCGCAGGAUAGCCGCGUCUUCACUCUCCAUCAAGUUGCUGCCGCCCCCCGCCCGUAUCCACCCCUUCGUGAGCGUGUCGGAGGCGCACUACGACCACACGCACCACACGCACCACCACCACCAGGAGGUACCCGAGCCACACUUCUCCAGCACCAACGCCAGCCGCGAAGUGUUCCUCGGCGACACGGCCACGCUGGACUGUACCGUGCACGACCUCCUCAACGAGUCGGUGUCGUGGAUGAGGCAGGUGGACGCGGUGCUGGAGCUGUCACUCUGGGACACACACACCUACGUGAAGGACGACAGGUACCGGCUUGUGCACGAGGCGGGGGACGGCUGGCAGAAGUGGCAGCUGGUGAUCGGGGACGUGCAGGCGGAGGACGUGGGGGACUACCGCUGCCAGGUGGACACGACGCCGCCCCUGGUGCUGGACGCGGCGCUCACUGUCACGGAGCCCAGGACGCGCGUGGUGGACGAGCGCGGGGACCAGGUGGAGGAGAAGCACUACAACAGCGGCAGCAUGAUCGAGCUCAAGUGCAUCGUGGAGCAGGUGCCCUUCCCCCACGGCCCCGUCACCUGGCGCAGGGGGCCCACCGUGCUCUCCUUCAACACCUCCAGGGGCGGCAUCAGCGUGAAGGGGGACGAGACGGCGGGCUUCAUCUCCAGCCGCCUCUACGUGGCCAACGCCUCGCCCGCAGACUCCGGCCGCUACUCCUGCUGGUAUCGUAACUUCACCAGCGAUACCGUCACCGUCCACGUCAUAGCAGGUGAGAACUCCCAGGCCAUGCAGCACGACGCCCCCCCUGAGAGCACGGCCGCCGCCCCCUUCGCCGCCCCCCGCUGGCAGCUCGUCGCCCUGCUCACCUGCCUCACCUGGCCGACACACCUGGGCCACGGCAGGUGAUCUCCGCGUGCUCCCUCCGCCCCCCACCUCACUUGAGGGCCCAACGCGCCUCCCACACCUGUCCUUGUUCUCCAUAAGCUUUUCUACAUUUCAACGUACAUGCAUUACGCUUACCUACAUAAGUCUACAUGUGUGCGGCGUACAUGUACACACUGACACUAAUACUGGUGAGCGUUUUUCCCGUACAUGUACACGCAGAGAAUAUUGACUCUUUUCCUUGUGUACACACGAGUUAAUACGCCGCGCGCCCGGGCUGAAAAAACGCACACAAAACAGGAAGGGUUCACGUCCAUAUUGUUUGUUCUAUCGCACACGCACACACGAACGUACGCACACAGGCAAACAAAAAAAAAAGAUUAAUGAAAAACGCAAAAAAAUAUUCCACACACACUCACACACACACACACACACACACACACACACACACGCCGGAGAGCCCCACGAUGCAUCAUAUUCCUUCUCGUGUGUUAAUAAGCCUACAAUGA
Messenger RNA from Eriocheir sinensis (Chinese mitten crab), 2988 nucleotides. RefSeq lists its product as uncharacterized. The record is from RefSeq and is a predicted model, not a curated record. Lineage: Eukaryota; Metazoa; Arthropoda; Malacostraca; Decapoda; Varunidae. The transcript is spliced from 8 exons. The coding region runs from base 1532 to 2503 and encodes 323 amino acids. Gene Ontology annotation, biological process: synapse organization. Gene Ontology annotation, cellular component: neuron projection membrane.